Pungitius pungitius (ninespine stickleback) is the source of this 1520-nucleotide messenger RNA. RefSeq names its product parathyroid hormone-like hormone a (gene pthlha). NCBI's taxonomy places the organism in Eukaryota, Metazoa, Chordata, Actinopteri, Perciformes, Gasterosteidae. Gene Ontology annotation, cellular component: extracellular region. Gene Ontology annotation, molecular function: hormone activity. Bases 361 to 909 code for a protein of 182 amino acids. The record is from RefSeq and is a predicted model, not a curated record. The transcript has 4 exons. Gene Ontology annotation, biological process: bone mineralization.
CUCCUCCUCCUCCUCUUCUUCUCUGCCUGAGUGGGUGGGCAGGGAGGCGUGAUGGAGGCCCCUCCUCCCCGGAGAUGACUCCUCCCCCUCCCCUUCGCCUCUGACCUCCUCAGGCAGCGAGCGUUCCCAUCAGAUCGACCUGCAGCAGAGCAGCAGAGCGGCUGCUUCACCUUUAACCCGAGGACUUGUUCUUCUGCUCUCCCUGAGGAACGUAGGCAGCGACCUGCUGGAUGACGUCUUUUUGAACCUGCGAGGUGUGAUCACCUGGACCCGUCUUUGCUUUGGGACGGUUUGAGAAAAGGAAAAAAAGUGAAUUAGCAGUUUUUUCAGACUGGGUGAGACGCAGCGGCGGGAAAGACCAUGUUCUCCUCCAGGAGGCUCCUCCAGCGCUGGUGCUUCUCCGUCUUCCUGCUCUGCUCCCCGGUUCCUCACUUCGGACGACCCAUCGACGCCCCGAGCCGAACGAGGCGCUCCGUCACUCACGCCCAGCUGAUGCACGACAAAGGCCGGACGCUGCAGGACUUCAAGCGCCGCAUGUGGCUGCAGGAGCUCCUGGACGAGGUCCACACGGCCGCGGUCAGGGACCUCCCGGGGGGGGCGGUCCUCAACCCCAGCACCACCGGCAGCACCCUGCACUCCAAACCCCCCGGGGGCACCAAGCACCUCCCCGUGGGCUUCGGGCCGGAGGAGGAGGUCGGGGGGGGGCGCACCAACCUGCCGCAGGAGACCAACGAGUACCAGGUCUACAAGGACGGAGCCCCCAGAGCCCCCGGCAAGAAGAAGAAGAAAGGGAGGUCCGGCAGGAGGAGGGAGGGGGACAAGAGGAAGAGGAGGGCGCGCUCGGCGGGCCGCAGGGAGGAGGAAGAGGAGGAGGAGGAAGGAGGGAGCGGAGGCCUCCCCCCGCUUUAAGACGCUGUCAGUCUGUGACGCAGGACUCUACGGAGGCUCGGACUCCUGAACUCACACGUCGUGAUUGUUUGGAAAGAAAUUGGAAAAUAUUUAUUGCCUGUAAAUAUUCUAAAUAUAGCAGAAUAGAUAAAACACGAUAAAAACAAAAAAACUCCUCUGACACUCUGUGAGGCGACAGAUUUGAAUCUUUUAUGCUAUUUUAUUUCUUUUUUUUACUCCAGUUGCGUCCGAUUUGUUUUGCGAUAAUUUAUUUUGUCUGAAUGGUGUAUUUAUUUUGUAAAUGUACCGAGGUGCUGCUGACCUUCUAUAUUUUUGUACCAUAUUGCACUUUAGAUAUAUAAAUAUAAAUAUAUAUAAAUAUACCAUGGAUUUAGUUUGUUGACUUGUUUUUGUGGUGGAUUGAAAUGAAGAAGGAGGAGAAGAAGUCCUUUCCUUUGGUUUGUUCGGGAAGUCUCGUCUCCCGGUUCCUGCUGCUGUGCUGCCUUCAGGGUCCUGUCCUGUCCCCCUGUGCUGCCUUCAGGCUCCGCUCCUCGUUUGAACAGAAACCCGGUUGCUGGUGUUUUUGGGCCUUGUGCACUGAGAUGAACUCGCUGCUCUGAACGGAUUAAACG